AUGUGACCCGGAAGCGCAGCAAGAGAAGCUGGGACAGGGUCCGGAAAGGAGUUCACAAUAUUGUGGUCUACCUGUGGUUAUCGUAUAUAUAGAUAUAACUAUAUACAUUCAGCGAUGGAUUCACAGCCUCCACAGAAGCCGUGGGAAAGGCGGGUUCCAGGAGCCAUGAGCGCGCCCAUAAAUUACAGAUCUGUAAACUUUGGACCCGCCGCGGGCCCGUCCUACUCAGCAGGCCCCCCCGUCUUGACCCGUAUGGUUCCCCCGGUGCCUCCCCGUCCCGUCCAGCAGGCCUACCGUCCAUCUUACGGCUCGUUCAACUCCUCUUACAGCCCCUAUGGGAGCUCCAUGUAUGGGGGCUACAGCCACGGCGGGGGCUACGGCCUGGGAGGGUACAGCCGCCUCAGCAACACUGAAGAUGUCGCCCCCAGCCGCUUCGUGCAGCAGGCGGAGGAGAGCAGUCGCGGCGCCUUCCAGUCCAUCGAGAGCAUCGUGCAGGCCUUCGGCUCGGUCAGCAUGAUGCUGGACGCCACCUUCUCGGCGGUGUAUAACAGUUUCCGCGCUGUGCUGGAUGUGGCAAACCACCUAACGCGGCUGCGUUCACACCUCACCAGGGUUUUGUCAGCCUUUGCUCUUGUGCGCACGCUGCGCUACCUCUAUCGGAGGUUACAGAGGCUGCUGGGGCGAAGGACGGACGCCGAGGUAGACGACUUGUGGGCCGACAGUGCCGCCGACGCCCUGGCGACGGGUGUGUCUGGAGUGGAAGGAGCAGGGUUUGAGGGUCAGCCCGUGAAGUCCUGGCCGAUCCUUCUGUUUUUUGCUGUUGUGUUGGGAGGACCCUACCUCAUCUGGAAGCUGCUGAGCUCAGCGCCUGGCUCUGAAGAGACCGCAUCCUGUUGGGCCAGCGGGGAGGACGACCACGUGGUGGCGCGAGCCGAGUACGACUUUUUAGCCGCGUCCGAGGGGGAGAUUUCCUUGCGGGCAGGAGACAUGCUCAACCUCGCCCCUAAAGAGCACCAGUCCAAGGUGCGCGGCUGGCUGCUGGCUAGUGUGGACGGACAGACCACAGGACUCGUCCCCGCCAACUACGUCAAGGUCCUGGGCAAGAGGAGGGGCCUAAAGCACGCAGAGAUGGAGAGGCUCGCUCAGGUGCAGGAAGUGAACACGGCUGCACUCCCACAGUCCAUCCCCACCCAAGGGGUCACCCAAGGCCUCGGUUCAGCCCCUGCCGCAGUCUCCAUGGAGGGGCUGUUGGAGUCUGUGUACAGAGAAACGCCGGUCCCCUUCAGACCGGGAACAUCAAACUCCAGCUUGCCCUCUAGCAUGGUAUUAAACAUCCCAGAGAAGACUGACCUGUAACUUUUGUGCAUGAUUGUGUUUUUCUGUGUGAAAGUCUGUAGGAGUUAACAACACUGGUUGGCUUAGUCAGUAUUCAUUUAUUCUGAAGCUUGACUCAUGAUCAGUAGAUGGUGUCUGAGGAAACACCAUAGACCUUUGAGAAUUUCUCUUCAAAUCACCCAAUGCCAACUGGGCCUUCUGGUAAGGUUAAAAGCCACGAGGGGUUUCCAUGCACAGGUUCCCUGUUAUGCUUUUCUGUUAAGGACCAGUGGGUCUCAAAUCAGGUUGUUAGCCUUACAUUUGAAAGAAAGUAAGUUGUUCUCUAAAUACCGUGCUCUGCCGUUAAAUAAUGUCGGAUUUAAGAUGUACCCUAAUGACUUGAUAUUGUUUAAUAACAAUAAUUGUGUUGAAGUUAAUGAGGCACACUGAUACAUCAUUGUACGCUGACAAUGUGAGCACAAAGUUUCAUGACAUAAUCAUUUCCGGUCACUUGGAGGCCGCGUUGUCUUUGUCAUGCAAAUGUGAUUGAUUAGAUUCAUUCAGAAUGAGGAAGGGGCUUACUUUGCACAUUUUAAGCCAUUUGUUGGUCAUAGAUUGUAAUUUUGUAAAUAUUUAAUACAAUUAUUUUGAAAAUAAAUGUAUUAGAAAUCA
Molecule: messenger RNA, 1986 nt
Organism: Pungitius pungitius (ninespine stickleback)
Lineage: Eukaryota; Metazoa; Chordata; Actinopteri; Perciformes; Gasterosteidae
Gene: pex13
Product: peroxisomal biogenesis factor 13
Exons: 4
Coding region: 115-1356 (413 amino acids)
Biological process (GO): protein import into peroxisome matrix, docking
Cellular component (GO): peroxisomal membrane; peroxisomal importomer complex; peroxisome
Molecular function (GO): protein binding
Source: RefSeq, a predicted model, not a curated record